AUGUCAAGGUUUAGUAACACUGUAAUAGGUCUGUUGAACCUAUUCACACUCUUAGCUUCAAUACCGAUAAUAGGUGGCGCCUUAUGGCUAGCAAGAAGCAGCGCCACCUGCGAAAGCUUCCUCCAAACACCACUUCUGGUCAUCGGAUUUGUAGUCUUGAUCCUUUACUGGCCUUCACCCAUCUUUGGGUUCAUCGUGACAGGAGCAGGCGGUGGAAUGAAUGUUUCCGGCAGGGCAUACAACGAGUAUCACUUGGAGGAUUAUUCGCCAUGGCUUAGGAAAAGAGUCGAGGAUCCAAAGUAUUGGAUGACAAUCAGAAGUUGUAUUUUGGGGUCAAAGACUUGUAGGGAUAUUGUCAUGUGGUCUCCUGUUGAUUAUUUGACGAAGGAUAUGUCUCCUAUUCAGUCGGGUUGUUGCAAGCCACCAAGUGAAUGCAGCUACGGGAUGACGAUGAUGACACAAGACUUAGAUUGCUACAAAUGGAGCAAUGAUCCGAGCACAUUAUGCUACGAGUGUGAUUCAUGCAAAGCCGGGGUUUUAGAGAAUGUGAGGAGAGAUUGGCGCAAGCUCUCAGUUCUCAAUGUUAUCAUGACACUGCUUUUGAUCGGUAUAUAUUGCAUCGGUUGUUGUGCAUUUAGGAAUACAAGGAGGUCGGAGACAGAUUACCCAUAUGGUGAAAACCAAAUGUCCAAGAUCCGACCCAGAUGGGAUUUCUUUUGGUGGAGAUGGUGGCAUGACAGAAGACACCAGCUUUAUUGAAAAGUAAAUUUCAACAAUAUUUUGUAUUUUCGUGAUUAAGCUCGACAGUUAAUCUUGUUCUAGAAGGUGAAGUACGAAGAUGAGUAAGAAUAUAGUUUAACAUUAUUAUUAUGUUUCUACUCUGUUUUAGGGUUGAAUGUAAUUUUGCAUUUUGUGACA
This is a messenger RNA of Lactuca virosa, 918 nucleotides long. The record is from the annotation of a GenBank genome assembly. Lineage: Eukaryota; Viridiplantae; Streptophyta; Magnoliopsida; Asterales; Asteraceae.